Lycium barbarum (goji berry) is the source of this 9955-nucleotide messenger RNA. RefSeq lists its product as uncharacterized. Lineage: Eukaryota; Viridiplantae; Streptophyta; Magnoliopsida; Solanales; Solanaceae. The transcript is spliced from 2 exons. Bases 3190 to 5076 code for a protein of 628 amino acids. The record is from RefSeq and is a predicted model, not a curated record.
UUAGGUUCUUUUGGUAUGAAGGAAAAUGUUUUCAUGGAAAAUAAGUGGGGUGGUGGAAGGGGUUGGGGUGAGUAUAAUGGUGGCUUGAAAGAGGCUAUGAUGAUUUUGUCAAUUUUAAAUCCCUUCUGAGCUAAUUAUUCAGUUAUUUGAGAGAAUCUGACCGGCAUCUUGGCAGGGGACGCCCCGGUUUUUCUAGUGGUUUUUGCAGUCAAGGCGUGGUUGGACAGAUCUGAGACUCACUUUUUCUAUGUCAGUUUGGAAUGUAUUUUAUAUUUUAGGGUUUGUUUGGUUAAAGACUAGUUAGAGUUAUGCAGAAGAUGGUGUGUAUAAUUGACGGCUUGAAAGAGAUGAUGAUGAUUAUGUCAACUUUUCGUCCCCUUUUGAGCUGGUUAAUCAGGAAAUUUGAGGUUAUCCAAACCGAAUCUUGGCGGGGCAUGCUCCAGAAUUUCUGGGGGUUUUUGCAGCCAUAGCGUGGUUGGACUAUCUUUUCGCCUGAGCUUAAACACAGAUCUGAGCCUCAAUUUACCAGACCCCAUCACUGUAAGAACCCCAACAACCCUUUUGGCAAUUUUAAUGGAGGGAGUAUCAUUAAAGGUUUCAACAGUACUAUGCAAACAAAAGGUUAGGGAACAUGCACAAAGCAAAAGCUCAGAAGGCAAAGAAUUGAGGCUACAGAGAAAUGAGGAUUUUCAUUGAGAAGGAUUUUCUGCUGCCAUGGCGUCGUUGGACUCUCAUUUUGCCUGAGCUUAAACACAGAUCUGAGCCUCAAUUUACCCGACUCCAUUAAUGUAAGAAACCCAACAACCCUUUUGUCAAUUCUAACGGACGGAGUACUAUUAACAGCUUCAGGGUACUAUAUAAACUGAAGUUUAUGGAAAUGAAUAAAGCCAAAGCUUAGAAGGAAAAGAUUGAGGCUUACAGGGAGUUGAGGAUUUUUGUUGAAAGGGCGGUUGCCUCUCUCUGCAUUCAGCCUAUGAUUUCUCCAUUACUGUAAGAAAACCAACAACCCUUUUAUCAAUUUUAACGGAGGGAGUAACACAACAACAUACCCAGUGUGAUUAGAGUGUUCGCAGACCUUACCCCUACAUUUUGAGGUAGAGACGCUGUUUCCGUAGAACUUCGGUUCAAGAAAAGUUUUUUUUUUUUUUUUUAGUUUUAAAACUAAUAUUGAGAGCUAGUUUGGAUGGUUGUUACAUAUCAUUUUCUAAGGGUUUCUAUGUGCUUCUACUCUUUUUUUUCGUUCUUUUUUUUUAAUGCUUCCGCCGGAGCAUUGAAUGCUGCCGGUGGUGGUGGUGGUGAGUAUAAUCGGUGGCUUGAAGAGGCGAUGAUGAUUUUUAAUUCCCUUCUGAACCGAUUAGUCUGGCAUUUGAGAUUAUCCAACCGUAUCUUGCGCGGGGCGUGCCACCAGAGUUUCUGUGGUUUUUGCAGCCAUGGCGUCGUUGGACUCUCUUGUUGCCUGAGCUUACCACAGAUACGAGCCUCACUUUCUCUGCCAGUUUAUGGGAACAAAAGGUUAGUGAAAUGAAUAAAGCAAAAAAGCUCUUAAGGGAAAGAAUGAGGCUACAGAGAAAUGAGGAAUUUCAUUGAAAGGGUGGUUACCUCUCUUUGCAAUUUAGCCUAUUAUUUCUCAAAAACAACCCUUUCUAUAUCAAUUUGCAGUUUUGCCCUUAUUUUGUGGUGGUCUUUAAUUAACAACUCAUUUCGAUGGUUGUUACAUAUUGUUUAAAAAGAGGCUAUGAUGAUUUUGUAAAACAUUACUGGUAAAUUCCCUUCUGAGCUGAUUAAUUAAUUUGGGUAUUUUGAGAUGACCCGAUCCGUAUCUUGGCGGGGCAUGACCUGGUUUUAUCUGGUUUUUUUUUUUUGCAGCCAUGGCGUUGUUGUUGGACUCUCUGUUAUGCCUGAGCUUAAACACAGAUCUGAGCCUCACUUUAACUAAUGCCAUUUUGUAAACUAUUUAUUUUUAGGGUUUGUUUGGUUUAAGUAAGCAUUUUUGUCCAUUUUUAAUUACCUUCUGAGCUGAUCAAUCGGGUAUUUGAGAUAAUCCGACCCGUAACUUGGCGGGGCAUGCUUCCAAACUUUCUGGUGGUUUGUGCAGCCAUGGUGGCGUUGGACUCUCUUGUUGCCCAAGCUAAUUCAGAUAUGAGCCUCACUUUCUCUAUAUCAGUUGAGAAAAUAUUAUUUAGGGUUCGUUUGGUUUUGGAGACAUGCUAUGCAGGUGCUUGUGAGUAUAUUCCGGGAUGGAGUAUUAUUAUUAACUGAGUUGUUUGCACUUUUGCCCCUAUUUUGUGAUGGUCUUUAAUUAAACGGAAAAGGGUUAGAUUUGUCCCUGUACUCUCACAAAUAAGUAUAAUCGGAUGGCUUGAAAGAGGCGAUGAUGAUUUUGUAAAUUAUUAAUUCCCUUAUGAGCUGAUUAAUUGGGUAUUUGAGAUGACCCGACUCGUAUCUUGGCGUACCUUAGGGAAAUGAAAGAAACAAAAAUCUCAGAAAGGGAAAAGAAUGAGGCUAUAGAGAAAUGAGGAUUUUCAUUGAAAGGGUGGUUGCCUUUCUCUGCAUUUUGCCUAUGAUUUCUCCAUUACUUGUAAGAAUCCCAAACAACCCUUUUUAAACAAUUUUUAACGAAGGGAGUAUAUAUUAUUAAAAGGUCAUUUGCACUUCUGUUCCUAUUUUGUGCUGGUCUUUAAUUAAUAGCCCGUUUGGAUGGUUGUUACCUAUUGUUUCAAAGAGGCUAUGGUGAAUUUGUUAAAUAUAGUAAUUGCCUUAUGAGCUGAUCAAUUGGGUAUUUGAGAUGAUCUGACCUGUAUCUUGGCGGGGCAUUACCCGGGUUUUUGGUGGUUUUUGCAGCCAUGGCGUGUUGGAACUCUCUUGUUGCCCGAGCUUAAAUUAAACACAGAUCUGAGCCUCAUUUUGGGAAAUAUUUUAUUUUUAGGGUUUGUUUGGUUUAGAGCAUGUUUGGAUUUACUUAUUUUAGGUACUUUUAAGCCAAAAUAGAUUUUAAGCACUUACACUCUGUUUGGAUGGUCGUUACCCAUGUUUUCAUAAUAUACAGUAUCGUAUUGUAUAGCGGUGCUAUAUAAGCAAAACCUUAGGGAAAUGAAGAAAUCGAGAAGCUUAGAAGGGAAAGAAUGAGGCUACUGAGAGUUUAGGAAUUUUCAUUGAAUGGGUGGUUGCCUCUCUCUGCAUUUUUAGCCUAUGAUUUCUCCAUUUCACUGUAAGAAAAAUCCCAACAACCCUUUUUUUUUUUUAUCCGAAUCCGGAAAGUGGUGGUUUAGAGGAGCGUCUAGGUUGAGAGUAGGAUCUUGGAACAUUGGGACGUUAACGGGGAAGUCCAUAAAGCUAGUUAAGAUUCUUAAGAAGAGGAAGAUUAAUAUGGCUUGUAUCCAAGACACUAAAUGGGUAGGUCCUAAAGCUAAGGAGGUAGACGGGUAUAAGCUGUGGUUCUCUGGUAGGUCGAAGUGUAGAAAUGUGGUGGGCAUUUUAGUAGAUGGUGAAUUAAGGGAUCAGGUGGUAGAGGUUAGGAGAGCCACUGAUAGGAUGAUGUCGAUUAAGGUGGUCGUUGAAGGACUCACUGUGAACAUUAUUAGUGCAUAUGCGUCGCAAGCGGGUUUAGGCGACGAGGAGAAGAGGCGCUUUUGGGAGGAUUUGGACGAAUUAGUGGGAGGCAUACCGCCUACUGAGAAGUUAUUUGUGGGAGGUGAUUUCAAUGGACACAUCGGGCUUAUUUCGGGUGGUUAUGAUGAUGUGCAUGGAGGCUUUGGCUUCGGGGACAGGAAUGGAGGAGGAGUCUCACUUUUGGAUUUUGCAAGAGCUUCUGGGUUGGUGAUAGCCAAUUCGAGUUUCCCAAAGAAGGAGGAACACUUGGUAACCUUCCGUAGUUCGGUGGCUAAGACUCAGAUAGACUUUUUACAGAUAGACUUUUUACUCCUUAAGAAGGAUGAUAAAGGUCUGUGCAAAGAUUGUAAGGUCAUUCCGAGCGAAUAUCUUACAACCCGACAUAAGCUCUUGGUGAUGGAUUUAGCGAUCAAGAUGACGAGGAAGGAGAGGGUUGUGGAGGACCGACAUAGGAUCAGAUGGGGGAGUUUGACCACGAUUAGUGCCCUGGAGAUGGGAGAGAAAUUGAAGGAUAUGGGGGCCUGGGAUAGUAGUGGGGAUGCGACCAGUAUGUGGGAUAAGACGACUAGUUGCAUUAGGGUGGUAGCAAGGGAAGUGUUGGGGGUCUCGACAGGUAGUCGUGGUCAGCAUCGAGGGGACUGGUGGUGGAAUGGAGAAGUUCAAGGGAAGGUGAAAGCAAAGAAGGUGGCGUAUGCGAAGUUGAUAGAAAGCAAGGAUGAGGUGGAGAAGUGGACGAAUACAAAACUUUAUAAGAUGGCGAGGAAGGAGGCGAAGUUGGCGGUUUCGACGGCAAAAACGACAGCUUUUGAACGCAUGUAUGCUGAACUAGAAGAGAAAGGAGGGGACCAAAAAUUGUUCAGGCUAGCCAAGGCGAGGGAGAGAAAGGCACGUGAUGUGGAUCAAGUAAAGUGCAUCAAGGACGAGCAUGACAAAGUAUUGGUAGAGGAGACUCUCAUUAGACGGAGAUGGCAGUCAUACUUUUGCAAACUCUUGAAUGAAGAAGGGGACAGAGACAUUGUGUUGGGAGAAUUAGAACAUACAGGAAGGCGUCACGAUUUUGGGUAUUGCAGGAGUAUUAAGGUUGACGAGGUUAAGGGUGCUGUUCGUAGGAUGCGCAGGGGAAGAGCGACCGGACCUGACGAGAUUCCUGAGAAAUUCUGGAAGAGCGUGGGCCCGGCAUGUUUGGAGUGGCUGACUAGGUUGUUUAAUGUCAUCUUUAAGACGGCAUUGAUGCCCGAAGAAUGGAGGGCGAGUGUAAUGAUCCCUCUAUACAAGAAUAAGGGAGAUAUCCAGAGUUGCAACAACUAUAGAGGUAUCAAGCUGCUAAGCCAUACUAUGAAAGUGUGGGAAAGGGUGGUGGAGAUGAGGGUGAGGAGAGGUGUGUCUAUUUCAGAGAACCAGUUUGGAUUCAUGCCGGAACGCUCAACUACAGAAGCCAUCCACCUUGUGAGAAGGUUGGUGGAGUAGUAUAGGGAGAGGAAGAAGGACUUACACAUGGUAUUCAUCGACCUAGAAAAGGCUUAUGACAAAGUUCCAAGACAGAUCCUAUGGAAAUGCUUGGAGGCUAAAAGUGUACCUGUGACGUACAUUAGGGUGAUCAAGGACAUGUAUGAGGGAGCCAAAACCAGGGUAAAGACAGUAGGAGGAGACUCAGAGCACUUUCCAGUUGUGAUGGGGUUGCAUCAAGGAUCAACUCUUAGUCCGUUUUUAUUUGCCUUGGUGAUGGAUGAAUUGACACGGCAAAUUCAAGGUGAGGUGCCAUGGUGUAUGUUGUUCGCGGACGACAUAGUCCUGAUCGACGAGACUCGUAGCGGAGUUAACGCUAAGCUGGAGAGUUGGAGACAUACUCUGGAGUCUAAAGGGUUUAAGCUGAGUAGGACCAAGACAGAGUACUUGGAGUGUAAGUUCAGUGAAGCACCUCAGGAGGCUGGCUUGGAAGUGAGACUUGGUACCCAGGCCAUCCAGAAGAAAAGUAGUUUCAAGUACCUUGGGUCUAUUCUGCAAAGCUGCGGGGAGAUUGACGAUGAUGUCACACAUCGUAUUGGGGCAGGGUGGAUGAAAUGGACGCUUGCUUCCGGAGUGCUAUGUGACAAGAAGGUGCCACCAAAACUUAAGUGCAAGUUCUACAAAGUGGUGGUUAGACCGACUAUGUUGUAUGGGGCGGAGUGUUGGCCGGUUAAGAUCUCUCACGUUCAAAAGAUGAAAGUUGCCGAGAUAAGAAUGUUAAGAUGGAUGUGUGGCCACACUAGGAGUGACAGGAUUAGGAAUUAGCAUAUUCGGGAUAAGGUGGGGUGGCCUCGGUGGAAGAUAAGAUGCGAGAAGCGAGAUUGAGAUGGUUUGGGCAUGUGAAGAGGAGAGACACAGAUGCCCCAGUGCGGAGGUGUGAGAGGUUGGCCAUGGAUUGUUUCAGACGAGGUAGGGGUAGACCGAAAAAGUAUUGGGGAGAGGUAAUUAGACACGACAUGGCGCAACUACAGCUUACCGAGGACAUGACCUUAGAUAGGAGGGUUUGGAGGACCCAAAUUAGGGUAGAAGGCUAGUAGAUAGUCUCGUUUUCCGUUCUUAUUAGUAGUCACAUUAUCGCAAUAUAAUUUCUUCUGCUAUUAUCUGUUAUUUCCUGUGCUUUGAUUAUCCUGUGUUAUCUGUGUCGCUUGCAUUAUUUCAUUUCAUAUCGCUUUGAUUCUCUUAGCCUUAUCUAACUUCUUUUUAUGCUUUUAUUGAGCCGAGGGUCUUUCGGAAACAGCCGUCCUACCUUGGUAGGAGUAAGGUUUGCGUACACUCUACCCUCCCCAGACCCCACGAUGUGGGAUUUCACUGGGUUGUUGUUGUUGUAUUCGGAAAGUGGCGGUUUAACUAGAGCAGCCCAUUAGGCAUUCAUUGGGCUUGAAUGCCACCGGCCUGUUAUCUUUCCACUGCACAGAGCGGGAGCUAUUCGUUGCUCUGUGAGACCAGCCUCACACAGUCCACCCUACUUUAGGAGCCCAGCAGCCCAUGCUUUCGCUUGGGCCACGUGACCCAACUCUGUGCUUGGAUAGGGCAGGCCAGAGAGUAGCCAAACAAGUCCUACCUUCUGAGCAGGCCCAAUAUUCCACCACAUUAAUGUCCCCACUUGGGUUACAAGCCCGCACUACUGAGCUCGAAAAAUAAAAAUAAAAAACCCCAACUACCCUUUUUUAAUCAAUUUUAACAGAGGGAGUAUUAUUAUUAACUGGUCAUUAGCACAUUUGCCUCCUAUUUUGUGCUGGUCUAACAGCGUGUUUGGAUGGUUGUUAUAUAUGGUUUCAAAGGGUUUCUACGCCCUUCAACUCAUUAGUACUUUUGGCCCUAUUUUGUGCUGGUCUUUAAUUAAACGGAAAAGGGUCAGAUUUGUCCCUGUACUCUCACAACUAAGUAUAAUCGGAUGGCUUGAAAUAGGCGAUGAUGAUUUUGUAAAUUAUUAAUUCCCUUCUGAGCUGAUUAAUUCGGGUAUUUGAGAUAACCCGACCUGUAUCUUGGCGGGGCGUGAUCCGGGUUUUCCUAGUCACUGUCAUUUUUGGAAAUAUUUUUAUUUUAGUAGGCGUUUGGCCAUAGAAACCAAAUAUUUUUCACUUUAUUUGGAAUUUUUGAAGUUAGAGCUGAAGAUGGAGUUGUGUUUGGUUAUAGUUUUUGUAUAUAACAUCUGGCUGUUUGAAUGUAUUGAAAGUGAAAAAAAUGAAAAAUAGGGUUUUAGGUGUUCUCCAAGUUCCAAAUAGAAAUUCAAGUUAUAUUUUGAAUUUUCAUGACCAAGCUGAUUUUCAAAUAAAGUGAAUAAAUUUUCUAGAAAAAGUGAAUAAUUCUCAUGGCCAAACGGGUCCUAGGGUUCAUUUGGUUUAAACUCAAGUUAUGCCGGUGCUGGUGAGUAUAAUUGAGGGUUAGAUUUGCCCAUGUACUCUCACAAAUAAGUAUAAUUGGACGGCUUGAAACAGGCAAUGAUGAUUUUUAUCAAUUUUUAAUUCCCUUCUGAGCUGACUAAUUCGGGUAUUUGAGAUAAUCCGACCCAUAUCUUGGCGUGGCAUGAGCCGGUUUACCUGGUGGUUUUUGCAGCCAUGGCUUUGUUGGACUCUCUUUUUGCCUGAGCUUAACAAAGAUCUGAGCCUCAUUUUCUCUUAUCAUUUUGGGAAAUAUAUUUUACUUUUAGGGUUCGUUUGGUUUAGAGGGUGUUUGGAUUGGCUUAUUUAAGGUGCUCUUAAGCACUUACACUCUGUUUGGAUGGUCGUUACCCAUGGUUUCAUAAUGUACAGUAUUGUAUAGUAAUCGUAUGCAAGUGCCGGUGAGUAUAAUUGAUGGCUUAAGAACAAAGCAAAAAGCUCAGAAGGGAAAGAAUGAGGCUACAGAGAGUUUAAGGAUUUUCAUUGAAAGGAUGGUUGCCUCUCUCUGCAUUUAGCCAAUGAUUUCUCCAUUACUGUAAGAAAUCCCAACAACAACUUUUAUUAUCAAUUUUAAUGGAAGUAUAUUAUUAACGAGUCAUUUGCACUUUUGCCCCUAUUUUGUGCUGGUCUUUAAUUAAAUGGAAAAGGGUAGAUUUUCCCUGUACUCUGACAAAUAAGAUUGGAUUGCUUGAAAGAGGCGAUGAUGAUUUUUGUCAAUUCUAAUUCCCUUAUGAGCUGAUUAAUUAGGUAUUUGAGAUAACCCGACCUGUAUCUUUGCGGGGCAUGCCGUCAGAUUUUUCUGGUGGUUUUUGCAGCCAUGGCGUUGUUGGACUCUCUUUUUUCCCGAGCUUAACAGAGAUCUGAGCCUCAAUUUUUCUAUAUUCAGCUUGGAAUUCUUAUAUAUAUUUAGGGUGUUUGGUAUGAAGGAAAAUGUUUUCAUGGAAAAUAAGUUGGGGUGGUGGAAGCGGUGGGAGUGAGUAUAGUCGGUGGCUCGAAAGAGGCGUUGAUGAUUUUUGUCAAUUUUUAUUCCCUCUGAGCUGAUUAACGGGGCAUUUGAGAUUAUCCGACUCGUAUCUUGGCGGGGCAUGGCUCCAGAUUUUCUGGUGGUUUUUGCAGCCAUUGCGUCGAUGGACUCUCUUUUUGCCCAAGCUUAACACUGAUCUGAGCCUCACUUUAACUAUGUUCAUUUUGGGAAACAAAAGGUGAACAAAGCAAAAAGCUCAGAAGGGAAAGAAUGAGGCUACAGAGAAAUGAGGAUUUUCAUUGAAAGGGUGGUUGUCUCUCUCUGCAUUCAGCCAAUGAUUUCUCCAUUUCCCUGUAAGAAUCCCAACAACCCUUCUAUUCAAUUUUAACAGAGGGAGUAGUAUAUUAUUAAAAGGUCAUUUGCACUUUUGCCCCUAUUUUGUGCUGGUCUAACAGCUUGUUUGGAUGGUUGUUAUAUAUGAUUUCAAAGGGUUUCUAUGCCCUUCAACUCAUUUGCACUUUUGGGCUUUGGCCCUGUUUUGUGGUGGUCUUUAAUUAAACGGAAAAGGGUUAGAUUUACCACUCUACUCUCACAUAUAAUCGGGCAGCUUGAAAGAGGUGAUGAUGAUUUUGUAAAACAGUAUUGUAUUGUAUGUUAGGGCAUUUGAGGUUAUCUGACCCGUAUCUUGGCGGGGCAUGCUCCCAGAUUUUUCAGGUGGUUUUUGCAGCCAUGGCAUCGUUGGACUCUCUGUCAUGCCUGAGCUUAAACACAGUCUGAGCUUAUUAAUCGGGUAUUUGAGAUGAUCCGACCUGUAUCUUGGCGGGGCAUGCUGGCAGACUUUCUGGUGGUUUUUGCAGCGAUGGUGGCGUUGGACUCUCUUUAUGCCCGAGCUAACAGAUAUGAGCUUCACUUUCUCUGUAAGUUUAGGGAAAUAAAUUUAUGGAAAUGAAUAAAGCAAAAGCUCAAAAAGAAAAGAAUGAGGCUUACAGGGAGUUGAGGAUUUUUUUAGAAAGGGCGGUUGCCUCUCUCUGCAUUCAGCCAAUGAUUUCUCCAUUACUGUAAGAAACCCAACAUCCCUCUCAUCAAAUUUAACGUAGGGAGUAAAACAACAUACCCAGUGAUUAGAGUGUAUGCAGACCUUACCCUACCUUUUGAGGUGGAGAGGCUGUUACCGUUGACCGUCAGUUGAAGAAAAGUGUUUUCAAAACAGUUUUAAAACUAAUGAGGCAUAAUCCAAAAGCAGGCCCUCAAACUUGGCCUCGGCUGGCAAGUAUAUCCCUCCAACUUUGGGUGUGCACGGGUAGGCACCUCAACUUGUCUCCACUUUGUCAAUUGAACACUCCAACUUACAAAAUGAUCAUCUAGACACUCCAAAAUUUAUGUGCCACGUCCGUGCCAUUUCAGCAUUUAUGUUUACGUGUUCAACUAUAUACAAGUUGAGGUGCCUACUUGUGCACACCCAAAGUUGGAUGGUUGUUGCAUAUCAUUUCUAAGG